Messenger RNA from Artibeus jamaicensis (Jamaican fruit-eating bat), 3095 nucleotides. RefSeq names its product par-6 family cell polarity regulator gamma (gene PARD6G). Bases 169 to 1275 code for a protein of 368 amino acids. Gene Ontology annotation, molecular function: protein kinase C binding. Gene Ontology annotation, biological process: establishment or maintenance of cell polarity; regulation of cellular localization; centrosome cycle. NCBI's taxonomy places the organism in Eukaryota, Metazoa, Chordata, Mammalia, Chiroptera, Phyllostomidae. The transcript has 3 exons. Gene Ontology annotation, cellular component: nucleus; cell cortex; apical plasma membrane. The record is from RefSeq and is a predicted model, not a curated record.
GCGCGCGGCCAGCCCAGCUCCGGCCGCCGCAGUGCUAGCAGCGCCGCGGCCGGGGAGCGCGGGCUGGGGCCGGGGCCGAGGCCGCGGCGGGGGGCGCCGCCCCCACCGUUUGUCUGCAGCCCCUAGAGCGGGGCGAGGGCGAAGACAGGGCUGAGCGGGGCCGGAACCAUGAACCGGAGUUUCCACAAGUCUCAGACCCUGCGCUUCUACAGCUGCAGCGCGGUGGAAGUCAAGAGCAAGUUUGGGGCUGAGUUCCGAAGGUUCUCCUUAGACCGGCAGAAGCCUGGCAAGUUCGAGGACUUCUACCAGCUGGUCGUGCACACCCACCACAUCGCUGACACCGAGGUCACCAUCGGCUACGCGGACGUGCACGGCGACCUGCUGCCCAUCAACAACGACGACAACUUCUGCAAGGCGGUGUCCAGCGCGAGCCCCCUGCUCAGGGUCUUCAUCCAGAAACGAGAGGAGGCCGAGCACGGCCUGGCCACUGGCUCGCUGUCGCGGCGCAGGAAGGCACUGGCGCUGCGGGAGGAGGGGCCGCGCCGACGCCCGCACCUGCACAUCGGGCUCCCCCACGACUUCCGUCCCGUGUCCUCCAUCAUCGACGUGGACAUCCUGCCCGAGACGCAUCGGCGCGUGAGGCUGUACCGGCACGGCUGCCAGAAGCCGCUGGGCUUCUACAUCCGCGACGGCACGAGCGUGCGGGUGGCACCGCAGGGGCUGGAGAAGGUGCCUGGAAUCUUCAUCUCGCGCCUGGUGCCCGGCGGCCUGGCCGAGAGCACCGGGCUGCUGGCCGUGGACGACGAGGUUCUGGAGGUAAACGGCAUCGAGGUGGCAGGCAAGACACUGGACCAGGUUACGGACAUGAUGAUCGCGAACAGCCACAACCUCAUUGUCACGGUCAAGCCGGCCAACCAGCGCAACAACGUGCUGCGCGGGGGCCGCGCGUCCGGCAGCUCUGGCCGCUCCUCGGACAGCGUGGGCAGCCGCCACAGCCUGCCGGCCCCCGCGCCGCCCGGCCUGCACCCCGACGACAUGGAGAGCGACGAGGAGCCCGACGUCGUGCUUGAGGGCACCCUGGAGCCCCGGCUGGUCCCACGGCUGCCGGGCAGCCUCACCCGGCUCAACGGCGCAGGCCCGGCCUCUGGACCACCCGGCCUGGGGCGCGAGGGCAGCGUCCUCAGGCUGCUCAGCUCGUUGCGCUCCGACCCCCGCCACAGCCUGGCGCUGCCGCCGGGCGGGGUGGAGGAACACGGCCCGGCCGUGACCCUGUAGCGUCCUGGCCGCGGCGGGGCCGCAGCCCCACUUCUCAGAUGUGCACUCUCGUUUUAAAAUAAGAAACGAAUUUGUAUGUGUUACCGUUCCUUCUGUGUUUUUAUUUAUCCCUCCCUUGUCUUCCAUAACCCUACUCUUUGUUUCAACCUAAGGACAGAAAGUAACGAUACAGUCUAUUUUUAUAAAUUUCUCCACAAAAAAGGGCAUGCGUGUGCGCUCCAGGCCAGUACAGGUCCAGGGCUAAUUUUUAAAUUUCAAACACUUUAUUUUUAAAAUGAAGCUUUAAGAUUACUUUUUAAAAGGACGAAUUCGUGACUUUAACUUCAGCCACGCAGACACACGCUGCUUGUUGGCACCGAGGCUUCCCUGCCCGCGGGUCCUGUGGACCCACCCACACGGGAGGUUCCGGCUGGUUUCCGACAACAGAUGCGGCCGCACCUGCAAUAGGUGCGACCAUAGCAGAUGAACCUCCAGCUUUCAUUGUUCGAGGUGCUGUUUCAAAUAGCCAAGGGGGCGCCGAGCUCCCAGACCUCACGGGGAAAGAGAGGGCCCCUGGGUGGUCCUGCUGCGGGGACCGCGGCCCAGGGCCAGCGGGUGGGCGGCCGGGACGAGGCGAGCUGCCCCGCGGUACCGGGUGGGAGGAAAGCCAGUGUUUACUUGGAGAUAAAAGCCAGCCCUUCCCACGCGUCGUGGACUCCGAGUGCAACUCGUAGGACAUUUCCCCAGGACUUCGAAAGCUCAGACAUGUGGACAUCUGGGUUAUCUUCGUUUUUAAAUAACAAAUCAUAUAAAACGUGGUGAUUUUUAACACGGACUAAGUUUAUUGUCACUUCACUUUGGUCUUCUAGCAAUAUUUACAUAUUUAGUAAUUUUGAAUGUUUAUUCAUGUUUAUACCAAUGAAAUUUUAUAUGAAGUGUAUAUUGUUUGAAUCCGAUGUUGAAGAGAAAAUGCUACAGUUAUAUUUUCAGAACUAAACUUUGACCAAAUAAAACUUUCGUAUAAACACAGGUAAAAGUAUUUUUCUAGAUGCCCUUUCAAUGCGGCUGCGUCUCCUGUGGCCCAGCACCCCCUGCUGGUGGGCGGCAUAAUUGUCCCGCCUUCCUGGAUGUCAGGCUGAUAACAGAAGGAAAACUAGCUCACUGUUUUCAUUUUUCCUGAAUAUGUUAAGCGAGAAGCAAAUUAUUUUUCUUUUGUGCAGAAACUAUUUAUUGUUCAGAAAUAGCUUUGAUGGAGGAAUUGUUUCCUGUGCCCAUGUUUGACUUUUUAAUUUGAAUGCCAGGCUCUCUGUCCAUUUUGUUCCUGGGCACAGGGCAGACCGAAGAGCCUCCCCUGCCGGGUCCAGUGGGGGCGCCCUCACCUCCGGAGGCGCGGCACGCCGCGAACUGCGCGCCAGCGGUUUGGUGCGCCAGCAGCCCGGCGUUUUUCUUUUAUUUUUACAAUGACAAGCAGUAUAUAACCAAAAAUACAAUGCUAAUUUACUACCACAAGGGAAUUAUUCUUUUGCCAUCACUGAUGGUUCAUGAGUAUCUUGUCGAAUAACUGGGUCUGUUAACAAGAAAGGAAGUUAUAUUUCUUACCAUGUUUUAAGUUGUUAAGCAAAUGUGAAUACUUUUUCUAAAGAAAAGAAGAGGCUUACUCAAAUUUGUGCACCACUCAUAAUUUUAGGGUCAGAGACUGCGUGGAACAGCCACUUGAGAAUAUUUUUCUACCCAGUUCUAUACUUCUGCCAUUUUCUUUAAAAAGAAGUUAUGUUGUAUCACAUGUUAACAUAUUCUUGGUCUUAUAUAUCAAAGAAUAAAAGUGUUUGCUUUGCUUUUAA